Molecule: messenger RNA, 966 nt
Organism: Hordeum vulgare subsp. vulgare (domesticated barley)
Lineage: Eukaryota; Viridiplantae; Streptophyta; Magnoliopsida; Poales; Poaceae
Product: reticulon-like protein B11
Exons: 6
Coding region: 145-744 (199 amino acids)
Source: RefSeq, a predicted model, not a curated record
GGCACGUUCGUCGCCUCGUGCGCAUCACCAGUUCACCACCCCAUUUCCCAAAGCUCGACCAAAGCCCGCCCCCCCACCCACCCCCCCCCCCCCACCUCGUCCUCCCCGCCGCGCACCAAACCCUAGCCAGCCCCGCCGAUCCCAAUGGCCGCCGCGCACCACCGGCCCCUCCACGCCCUCCUCGGCGGCGGCGCAGCCGCCGACCUGCUCCUCUGGAGGCGGAGGAACGCCUCCGCGGCGGCCGUCGCGGGCGCCACGCUCGUCUGGUUCGUCUUCGAGCGCGCCGGGUACAGCCUCGCGUCGGUCCUCUCCAACGCCCUCCUCCUCCUCGUCGUCAUCCUCUUCUUCUGGGCCAAGUCCGCCUCGCUGCUCAACAGACCUCUUCCACCACUGCCUAAUCUAGAGGUCUCAGAUGUGGUCGUUCAGAAAGCUGCAGAUCGGGCUCUUGUAUGGGUAAACAAGGUGUUGGCUGUUGCCCAUGACAUUGCCAUCAAGAGAGACAGGACAGUUUUUAUAAAGGUUAUAAUGGUUCUAUGGGUGGUUUCAUGUAUUGGGAUGCUCUUCAACUUCUUUACGCUCAUUUACAUUGGUGCACUACUCGCUCUGUUGGUUCCCCCGGUAUAUGAGAGGCACCAAGAGGUUAUUGAUGAAAAGGUUGGUUUAGCACACAGCAUACUGUCAAGGCACUUGAAUACCGUCAUUAGCAAGACUGGGCAACCAACUAAACAAAAGAAGGCUGAGUAGAAGAAAUAUUUUGUCCCAUUUGGAAGCUCUCCAGUUGUCCAGUGCAGUUGGCCUCGUCAUCAGAGUCUCUAUACGGUGAUCCAUCCACCGCUGAGAGUAUUUCUGGAUAUUCAGGGCAUAAUGUUUAACUGCUGAUACGUGAGUUUAGAUGCACGAUCUUCAAUCUGAGAAAUGGAAUGAUCUGUAUAUUGUUUCUAUGAACAUGAAACUUGUUGAGGUUUA